Messenger RNA from Amyelois transitella, 1818 nucleotides. RefSeq names its product GTP:AMP phosphotransferase AK3, mitochondrial (gene Ak3). Gene Ontology annotation, cellular component: mitochondrion; cytoplasm. The coding region runs from base 426 to 1082 and encodes 218 amino acids. The record is from RefSeq and is a predicted model, not a curated record. Gene Ontology annotation, molecular function: ATP binding; AMP kinase activity. NCBI's taxonomy places the organism in Eukaryota, Metazoa, Arthropoda, Insecta, Lepidoptera, Pyralidae. The transcript has a single exon. Gene Ontology annotation, biological process: nucleobase-containing compound metabolic process.
UUAGUUUAGGAUAAGCAAUGCAUUUUGUGGUUAGGUAUAGCAGAGCGAGCAGUGUCAGGUAGUUUUGUUGAACUUAUUUUUUUUUAGGCUUUAUUACGAAUUUUAACUUAAAAUUAGUAUUAGUUGUAAAGUCGUUAAAAAUUUGAUUCAAGUUUAAGGGUACUUCGUCAUCAUAUUUGUUGCAUAUUGUGUUUAUAUUAACAAAAUAAUGCAUGGAUGGUAUAACUCGAGAACUAUUCAGUAUUCGUGGGUAUUUUGAGGAAUUUCAACAUUUUUGUAUAUUUGGUGUAUUUACUACUUACACAAAUACUGGUUAAGACUUUGAUACGCUGCCGUUAAAAAAUAUCAAUAGAAGAUAUAACCUUUAGCAGCUUAAAGAUCAAAGUGCAGUUUCGUUGGCCAAUAGCGAUUGAUAAUAAAUAGAAAUGACUGUGAAGGGCAAGAUUCUCAAGACAUUAAUACUGGGUGCUCCGGCCUCAGGGAAGGGCACAAUAUCUUCAAGAAUAGUGAAGAAAUACGCCGUUGAGCAUGUUUCAAGUGGAGACAAACUUAGAGAUCACAUUGAGAAACAAACAGAGCUUGGAAAAGAAGUCAAGAAAUAUUUGAACGAAGGAAAACUCGUCCCUGAUGAAGUAAUGAUAAAAUUUAUGUUGACCGAAUUAAAUAAAGUGGCAAAUAAGCCAUGGUUACUUGAUGGCUUUCCUAGGACUGUGGGUCAAGCUGAAGCUCUAUGGAAAGUACAGCCGGUUGAUGUCGUUUUGAACUUAAUAGUGCCUUUUGAGGUUAUAAUUGAUAGAGUGAAAAGCCGUUGGGUCCAUCUGCCCUCUGGAAGGGUAUACAAUAUUGGUUUUAACACACCAAAAGUUGCAGGAAAAGAUGAUGAAACUGGUGAAGCAUUAAUUCAAAGGCCUGAUGAUAAGCCAGAGGCUGUGCAAAAGCGACUUGAAAUAUAUGAGAGUAUCACUAGACCGGUUAUUGAAUUUUACAAAAAGAAAGGUAUUCUCAAAGAAUUUGAAGGACGUACAUCAGAUGAAAUUUGGCCUAAAGUGACUGCUUAUUUAGACCCUUUGCUGCAUAAGUAAAACAUUUUUUUAACUAUAAGUGUAAACUGGUGCUAAGUAGUCACAAGUUAAUUUUUAGGAAGUUUUUAUGUUAUAUGUAGUAAAGGAGAGCAAUAUUUUGAUAUACUUAAGUAGUUUAGGUUUGAAUAUGGUUUUGUUGAUUUUUAUAAGUUUACUUGAUGACUAAAUCAUGGUAUUCCAAAUCAUAGUGCCUAGGUAUUUUUGUCAGGUAUAUUAAAAGGUUUUCAUUCUUUUUUUUUAAUGGUGCUUAAGGAAUGUUCCACUUUAUAUUAUUCGUUAACAAAUAAUAUCUACAUUAAUGUUAUUUGUUUUGCUUUGUUAUAGGUGUUAUAUUUUUAUAAAGUUUUUAGUGCAAUGAAAGUUCUGAAAACCAUGUAAAAGGACUGUAGCCUUCCAUAUUGUAAAAAAAAUAAGUGUAUGCACAAUAAUAAGGCAAGAAAAGUUAGUGCCUUGCAAGCCUCAUUAGUUACAUAUCAGAUUUGAAUAUUCCACAUUUUCUAAGUGCUCAAAAAUAUUUUAUAGAAAGAAUAUUUUUUCUAGUCUUAAUCUAAAUAUGUCAUAUUCCAAAGAGGUCAAGAGCUGCUAUUGGCCCUUAAUGUAUUUUUUUAUAAAGAGGUAGGUAAGUAGGUAGGUACUUACUCAAAUAAAACUCAAAAGUAGUUUUUAUUUAUUUAUUUUUAUUUUUUCUUUUGUUUUCUGUUGUAAAAUUAUAUGAAGUAAAUAUGAUUAAAAUGAU